Molecule: messenger RNA, 1761 nt
Organism: Manis pentadactyla (Chinese pangolin)
Lineage: Eukaryota; Metazoa; Chordata; Mammalia; Pholidota; Manidae
Gene: STX4
Product: syntaxin 4
Exons: 12
Coding region: 596-1489 (297 amino acids)
Biological process (GO): intracellular protein transport; vesicle fusion; exocytosis
Cellular component (GO): endomembrane system; plasma membrane; SNARE complex
Molecular function (GO): SNAP receptor activity; SNARE binding
Source: RefSeq, a predicted model, not a curated record
GCCCGCCUGUCAGAGGUUGCGCAGAAGUAUGCGGGAGAAGGGCUCUCUGCCUUGGGUGAGGUCACUUUCCACCUCCAGAUUCUCUGCCUAAAAAACCCUGCAAUUCUCUAACACUGGAUCUUAUUAUCUUCUGAGUUUCAAGGUCCCAUGAUGCUGACAGCCCUAAAUUGUUUCCGCUGGAAGAUGCAACAGUUCCGGUGAAGGGGGCGGAUUUUCAUGUCCUGGUAGUUUUGCUUCCGUUCGGGGUGCUGCAGCUUCCGACAGCCGCCUCUCGGGCAAGGAGGAGAAGCGACCGCGUGCGCAUGUCCCAAUCUUCCCAGAGUGGGUGGGGCCGAGGUUGCGGGAGCGGGAGGGGGGAAAGAAAAGGGAAUUCCAAACUGUGGAACCCUGGGGGUACCCGAGGACGGCUCCUUCUCCUGACUGUGGAUGGUGCCAGGGACGGAGCCUCUCGCGGCUCGUGGGGGCUUUGGGGACCCUCAGGGUGAGGGCGCAGGGCAGUGUCAGUGUCAGAGUGUGAGUAGGGUGCGGGAGUUCCAAACUUAGAAUCUUGAGGCCCUCGGGCUCCCUCACGGGGAAGGGGGGAGCUCGGGCCGCCAUGCGCGACAGGACCCACGAGCUGAGGCAGGGGGAUGACAACUCGGACGAUGAGGACAAGGAGCGGAUCGCGCUGGUGGUACACCCGGGCACGGCUCGGCUGGGCAGCCCGGACGAUGAAUUCUUCCAGAAGAUCCGAACAAUUCGGCAAACUAUUGUCAAGCUGGAGAAUGAAGUCCGAGAGUUGGAGAAGCAGCAGGUCACCAUCCUGGCCACGCCCCUUCCCGAGGACAGCAUGAAGCAGCACCUGCAGAACCUGCGCGAAGAGAUCAAACAGCUGGGGAGGGAGAUCCGCGCCCAGCUGAAGGCCAUAGAACCCCAGAAAGAGGAAGCUGAUGAGAAUUGUAACUCGGUCAACAUGAGAAUGAGAAAAACUCAGCAUGGUGUCCUAUCCCAGCAAUUCGUGGAGCUCAUCAACAAGUGCAACUUGAUGCAGUCUGAAUACCGGGAGAAGAAUGUGGAGCGGAUUCGGAGGCAGCUAAAGAUCACAAAUGCUGGAAUGGUAUCUGACGAGGAGCUGGAGCAGAUGCUGGACAGCGGGCAGAGUGAGGUGUUUGUGUCCAAUAUACUGAAGGACACCCAGGUGACUCGACAGGCCCUAAACGAGAUCUCAGCCAGGCACAGUGAGAUCCAGCAGCUUGAACGCAGCAUCCGUGAACUUCAUGAGAUCUUCACUUUUCUGGCUACUGAAGUGGAGAUGCAGGGAGAGAUGAUCAACCGGAUUGAGAAGAACAUUCUGAGCUCAGCAGAUUAUGUGGAACGUGGGCAGGAACAUGUCAAGAUGGCCCUGGAGAACCAGAAGAAGGCACGGAAGAAGAAAAUCUUCAUUGCCAUCUGUGUGUCUGUCACUGUCCUCAUUGUGGCAGUCAUCAUUGGUGUCUCCACAUUGGUUUGAUAGCGCCGCACAUUCUUGGCACUAAGAGCACCAGAGACCCCAGGGUCUGCCUUCUCUCCCAGAAGCUGGGGAGGGCAGGAUAGAACUUCCAGCCGGACCCCCUUCCUCAUACUGGCCCUGUGCAGAGGGAAAGAUGGUUCUUCUGGGGUUAGCAAGCACUCAUUCAUGGGGGCCUCCCCACUUGGGCCACAGUGCCUGGGGGAGGGCCUGCAGGGUCCUGUUUGGCUGGGACAUGUGGUUUUGUAAGAAAUUAAAAAAAAAAAGAGAUCUUG